Pelagomonas calceolata is the source of this 842-nucleotide messenger RNA. Lineage: Eukaryota; Pelagophyceae; Pelagomonadales; Pelagomonadaceae. The record is from the annotation of a GenBank genome assembly.
ACCGGUACCUCGCUCAGCGCGGCCGCGCAGCGCUUGUAAAGGCGCGAGGACCCGUCGCACGCGUUUCGUCGGAGCGCCGCAGCGUGUCCGCGAGGAGCCCUCUCCACCGCGCUCGCGAUUAGUCUGCCUGGGCAGCCCUACGACCACCGAUGACCUAGGAUGGCAGCCAAGCCCCCGGCCGCGUCGCGCGAAGUAGUGGUGGCCGUCCACGAAUGCCUCGAAACUUUGAAGACCGACAAGAACGCCCACAAUUUGGGGCGGGCCGCGAAGCUGCUGGUGAAAUUGGCCUAUCUCAAAACGCCGAACCGCGUCCACAUCGCGAGGCAGUCGGACGUGAUUGAACUAUUAGUGAAGUACCUAUCUCACGACAAGGAGUUCCUUCGAGUCCUUUGUGCGCAAGCCUUGAUGAUCAUUGCUCAUGAGAACGAAGCUUGUAAGACUUCGAUGACGAAGGCCGGCGCGGUACAACCGCUCUGCACACUGCUCAAGGAGGGCUCCGAUGCCAAAGCGAAGGCCAUGGCCGCGCGGUGCAUUUGUUCCCUGGCGGAGCACCACGAAGCCAACAGAAAGCUGUUCCGGGACUGCUGCACGGAUUUGAAAGAGCUGUUAUCACAGGACGGCGUCGACGACCGGUCGCGCUACGCCGCGGCGGCCUGUUUACGGAGGCUGGAUAAACAUCUCGCCAAGGGGCAGCUCAACGAAAUUAUUGGCAUGAAGCAGAAAAAGGCGCCGCCUUUGGGAAAUCGGCCGCGGGGGCCGGCGGUGACGCGGCGGGGCGAUACGAGGGCGCCGGUAAGACGAAGAUAAACAUAGUCUUAUGUACAGGGGGUAUGUGCAGGGAG